Messenger RNA from Symbiodinium sp. CCMP2456, 1410 nucleotides. The record is from the annotation of a GenBank genome assembly. Lineage: Eukaryota; Dinophyceae; Suessiales; Symbiodiniaceae.
AUGAUCUACUACCGAACGCAGUCAUGGUAUACGCAGAUCGCACGAUGGUACGGAACGGUUUGGGGAGAGGUAAAGGUGAAGGCGAUUGUCAUGCUUAUUUACACCUCUGCUGCGUAUUGGUUGUGCGUCAAGGAAGACCACAACUUGGGCAGGACAAGGAAGAAUAUUCUUGGCUCAACCAUUUCUUUCCUGCUCAUCUUCCGUGCGAACAACGGGUACAAACGUUACAUGAAGGGGCGUGCAGCUUGCAUUCACUUCUUCUGUGUCUUGCGAGAGAUUAUUUGCACUUAUCUGGUCUUUCUUGCUGGCGGGUCGCGCAAUAGACGGCUCCGUUGGCGCCGAGUUGGUCCCAGCUCUCGACCCGUUACCCAGGAGGAUGUUGAGAUGGAUGUCGAUGACAAGAUUGCAAGUGAGGAAAGAACGGAGGCUGUCCGAUGGUGCCUCAUCAUGGCCAUCGCAUUCCAGAUGCAUGCGCGCUUGCUUGAUCAAGGUCUCAAUAAAGGAAGAAUUACAGAGGAAACAAAGCGCAGGGUGGACUGGGACAGGUAUCGGAUCAGGGGUCUGACGAACGAGAGUGAGUUUCGCAGCUUGGAUGGGAUUGUGCGGGCUGUCGCCGCACCGCAAAUCAGCUGGGCGACACCUCAGUAUUCCGACCUUCCAGGGGUAGAGGAAGUCUUCGGACCGGAAGCGAGCGCACUGCAGGAGUCGGCCGGGGACAUUGAGAUUAGUCGUGUCCCAUACAUUCGCUUGUGCACGUACCUCGUGUACAAGUUGAACGAGGUUGGCUACAGGAACAUGAACGAUCCUCGCAUGCAAGACAAGAGGUGGGGCAUGGGUGAGCGCUUUGUGCCGCUUGUGACUGCCCAGACCAUGUCGCUCUCCUAUUCGUAUUCCGAAGUCAACCAGAUCAUCAGCACUCCGCUUCCUUUUCCCUACAAUCAUUUGUGCAAGCUAUUGCUGUUUCUGUUCUUCCUUUGUUUUCCGUUCUACAUCGAGAAGGAGCUCGGCUUGUGGGUGAAUAUCGUGGAAAACACCCUUCUGGCUGUAGCUCUCUUGGGUUUGGAUUGCAUUGCGACUGAGCUGGAGAAUCCCUUUGGUGAUGAUGCAAACGAUCUAAACAUGUAUGAUCGGGUCGCGACUCUUGAGCAGGAGGUCAUGGUGUUCGUGAAGCUUUGCGGCGACGAUGCCUGCUCGCAGAACUUCACUUGGCAGGCCUUCCCCACGGAGAUUCACGAAGGGAUGCCCCCGGUGACAAAGUUCUUAGCAUUGCGAUCACAGGUGGAGAGCAGGGGAAAGAACUCUGACGUCGUCUGGGGUGGUGCCUGCUCCAGGGCACACAUUUACGAGGGAAUGCGAGACCUGGCCGAGGAGGAUGAGGAAGUCGAUGCCAACUUUUCGGAUGACUCCUAG